AUUAACAUCAAAGAAAAUGACGAUCUAUUGGCUUUCCUGUCUUUCACUUCUUGUUUUAUCGUCAUCUUUAUGCACAGCUUGUGCUGAUACUCAUGAAAAAUUCCUUCAAUGCUUAUCUGUUGGUAAUAACCAAAAGAUCUCCUUUUACACUCGAAACAAUAAAUCUUACUCAUCCAUUUUGCAGUUCUCUAUACAGAACCUAAGGUUCAAUUUUACGAAAACCCCUAAACCUCGUUUAAUUGUGACACCAGUAAGUAAACAUGAAAUCCAACAAGUCAUUCUAUGUGCUAAGAAAACUAGCAUGCACGUUAGGGUUCGUAGUGGAGGACAUGACCCUGAAGGCCUUUCUUAUGUAUCUAACGUUCCAUUCGUCUUAAUUGAUCUCAUCAAAUUCCGAAAAAUCACUAUCAAUGUUAAGGAAAAAAGUGCAUGGGUUGACACGGGAUCCAGUAUUGGCGAACUAUAUUAUAAAAUCGCGAAAAAAAGUAAAACCUUAGGGUUUUCUGCAGCAGUCUAUCCGAUAGUUGGUGCAGGUGGUGCAUUCAGUGGAGGUGGCACUGGGGUUAUGAUUAGAAAAUAUGGUCUCGCAGCAGAUAAUAUUAUAGAUGCACGUUUAAUGGACGUGAAUGGAAAAAUUCUUGAUAGGAAGUCAAUGGGGGAAGAUCUCUUUUGGGCUAUAAGAGGAGGUGGAGGCAAUACCUUUGGAAUUGUUCUUGCAUGGAAAAUCAAAUUGGCAGAUGUUCCUGAAAAGGUAAUAGUCUUCACCAUUGACAAAACCUUGAAACAAAAUGCAACAAAACUUAUUCAUAAAUGGCAAUAUGUCUCACCAAAGUUCCAUCAAGAUUUGUUCAUUAGAGUUGUGAUCCGCAAAAACAAACAAAAUGCCCUUGUAGCUUCAUUCUACUCAAUAUUCCUAGGUGGAAAUGGGAUUGACCAAUUACUUGGUAUAAUGCAUGAAAGCUUCCCUGAAUUAGGGUUAAAAAGAGAAGAUUGCAUGGAGAUGAGCUGGAUUGAGUCUACUUUAUAUUUUGCAGGAUACUCAAGAGGAGAAUCCCUUGAUGUUUUACUAAAAAGGGGUAAAUCUUUUGGACAUUACUUUAAGGUAAAAUCAGACUUCGUACAAAAGCCAAUCUCAAAAAGAGAACUAGAAGGGAUAUGGGACUUAUUCAAAGAAGAUGAAGAUGCAUUAAGACUAAUGUUCCUAACUCCAUAUGGUGGAAAAAUGGAUGAAAUUUCAGAGAAUGAAAUUCCAUACCCACAUAGAGCUGGAAAUUUAUAUGAAAUCCAAUAUGGUGUGAGUUGGUUUGACAAAGUAGAAGAAGAAGCAGAAAGGCACAUAAAUUGGAUAAGAAAGCUUUAUGAAUAUAUGACUCCUUUAGUUUCGAAAUCUCCAAGAGCUGCUUAUGUGAAUUAUAGGGAUCUUGAUAUUGGGGCCAACAACAUGAACGAAAAGACAAGCUAUGAACAAGCUAAAGCUUGGGGUUAUAAGUAUUUUAAAAAUAAUUUUGAUAGAUUGGUUCAAGUGAAGACUAAGGUGGAUCCUUCAAACUUCUUUAGAAAUGAACAAAGCAUUCCACCCUUUGAAGAGAAGUGAAUGAAGUUUUUGGUGGAAGGAAAUAUCAAAUAAAAGACAAUAGUCUUAUUAAAUAAUUUGGUAUUAUUAUACUGUUUUUACUUGGCAUAUUGUUUGUGGUAUAAGUAAAAACAGUAUAAUAUUUAUGUUGCAAUUUUCGGUGUUAUGCAUACCGGAUUCAACAUGCAAUAAUUUAUAGGAGAAUCAUGUUUACAGAAAUAAAAUGUUUAAAUUCCAAAUUUA
This is a messenger RNA of Nicotiana attenuata, 1816 nucleotides long. RefSeq names its product berberine bridge enzyme-like 28. The transcript has a single exon. Gene Ontology annotation, molecular function: FAD binding; oxidoreductase activity. NCBI's taxonomy places the organism in Eukaryota, Viridiplantae, Streptophyta, Magnoliopsida, Solanales, Solanaceae. The record is from RefSeq and is a predicted model, not a curated record. The coding region runs from base 17 to 1594 and encodes 525 amino acids.